Messenger RNA from Amaranthus tricolor (Joseph's coat), 1147 nucleotides. Its product is annotated as ADP-ribosylation factor-like. The transcript is spliced from 7 exons. The record is from RefSeq and is a predicted model, not a curated record. Gene Ontology annotation, cellular component: cytoplasm. The coding region runs from base 204 to 761 and encodes 185 amino acids. Gene Ontology annotation, molecular function: GTPase activity; GTP binding. Gene Ontology annotation, biological process: intracellular protein transport; vesicle-mediated transport. NCBI's taxonomy places the organism in Eukaryota, Viridiplantae, Streptophyta, Magnoliopsida, Caryophyllales, Amaranthaceae.
UAUACUCCAUGACUCCUACAAAUUAAUUGAAAUUGGGAAACAACAGGAAAGAAUUAUUAAAUUUAACACAAAUUUGAAGCUACAAAUUCUUCAUCGUAGAAGCUAAGGAACCUUAUUUGGGGCGUAUUUAAAUACAAGUGCUUGUUGGUUGAGAUUUGUUUGUUGAAGCUAAGAGAAAGAGAGUAAAGAAUAUCAAAGCAGAGAUGGGAGGAGCAUUGUCAAUGUUGGUAAAGAUUAUGUUUGAAAAGAAAGAGAUGAGAGUAUUAAUGGUGGGACUUGAUGCUGCUGGCAAAACGACCAUUCUUUACAAACUUAAACUUGGAGAAGUUGUCACCACCAUCCCAACUAUUGGGUUUAAUGUGGAAACUGUGGAGUACAGAAACACUGGCUUCACCGUUUGGGAUAUUGGUGGCCAAGACAAGAUCAGGCCAUUGUGGAGAUACUACUACCAGGACACCCAAGGUCUUAUCUUUGUAGUGGACAGUAAUGAUAGAGAGAGAAUCACAGAAGCCAGAGAUGAACUCCACAAGCUGCUAUCUGAGGAUCAACUCAAGGAUGCAACACUUUUAAUCUUUGCUAACAAGCAAGAUCUUCCCAAUGCAAUGUCUGUUGCUGAGAUUUCUGAUAGCCUUGCCCUGCACUCCCUUCGUCACCGCAAUUGGUACAUACAGUCUACUUGUGCUACUUCUGGUGAAGGGCUUUAUGAAGGUCUAGAAUGGCUUUCUAGCAAUGUAGGACCAUCUAACAAGUCUAAAUAUUGAAAAACAGUCUGCAAGCAAGAGAGCUAUUGAAGUAGUGUCCUUUUAUCAACUGAGUAAUGAGAUUUGAAGACUUGGGAGUGUUUUAAGUAAAUAUUUAUGAUAAAGAUGAAGUUUUUUUGGAUUGAUUUUUAUUGUUUAUUGUAUAUAUUGCAUUUAGCAAAUAUAUUUGAUUGUAAAAAUUAUUUGUAAUAUAUACAAAAGCUUUAGUUUGCGAGGAAUGACCGGUUAUGUAAGAGUGUACAACCCUUAAUUCUUUGUUAGUUAUACCAAUUUCUCGCACAACAUCUCUGGAAAAUUGCUAGUUUCUGAACUACUCCUAUUUUACUUGAAAAAAUAUUCCAAGUAUAGUAUAUAGCGCCAAUAUGGGGAUAUCUAGUUAUCUACUA